Messenger RNA from Eriocheir sinensis (Chinese mitten crab), 1238 nucleotides. RefSeq lists its product as uncharacterized. The record is from RefSeq and is a predicted model, not a curated record. Gene Ontology annotation, molecular function: DNA binding. Gene Ontology annotation, biological process: DNA transposition; DNA integration. The transcript has 3 exons. Lineage: Eukaryota; Metazoa; Arthropoda; Malacostraca; Decapoda; Varunidae. The coding region runs from base 597 to 1238 and encodes 213 amino acids.
GUGUGUGUGUUCUGCAGUCACGUGUAGCGUAGUAUGUAACACAGCACUGGGGAUACAUAAAUUGAUAGUACGAUAUACUUAAAAAGCUUAUGACUACCCGUGUAAUAUACCGAUAAUACUCGUAAUCCAACGCAAGACUAUAUAACUUUGACCAGGCAACCAACCAAGAAAUGGGGGUGCCAUGUCGGGAUGUUUUACAUUAGGAUAUGAAACAGCAGACGUAACUCGCGACAAAAUAUCAAUGAUUGGCAAUAUGUAAUAUAAGAUCACAUGCACUGAUGCGAACGCUUUAUUGUAAGAGUGAUGCAACAGGACGCAUGAGGUGAAUAGCAAACACGGAAUGCGUUUCAACAUGAGAUAUAACAAAAGGUUAGUAAAUGCAAUGCAUAAGGUCCGUAAAUCCACGGGGGAAGGGGGGGUGAUUGGUAUUGAAAUAACACAUCUGUGCCACCACAGACAUACACCGGAAGUUUCGCUGGCACAAAAAUGAGUAUGAUACUUGGGAGCGAAACAGAUGAAGCCUGCAUGGAAUGAAGCUUCGAAACUAACAAUGGGAACCGUUAUGUUUUUUUGUCGAAACACAUCUGCAUCAGAAGAUGGCGACCUCACAGAAGACACGUUCAUCGAUCAUCGCGCUCCACGAAGUGGGCUUCAGCAAUGGCUACAUUGCCAGGGAACUAGGCGUGUCCAAGCCAACUGUAGUUCGUUGGAUACAGCGCUACAUAGAAACAGGAGAUACCAAGCAUAAGCUUGGAGCAGGCAGGCCUCGUUGCACAACGCCUGCUCAAGACGCAGCGAUCGCAAACAUCAUAGAUAAUGCCCCUUUUACUACGGCCCCAGCUAUCCGUCACCAAACUGGAUUGCCCUGCUCAUCGGAGACAAUUAGAAACCGCCACCACGAACGGGAUCUCCACGCUCGUGUGCCAGCAAAGAAGCCGAAGCUGACCGACCUCGACAUAGAACGCCGGAUGGAGUAUGCACUGGAAUAUGCAGAGAAGCCUGCCCCGUUUUGGGACAACGUUGUCUUCUGUGACGAGAAGACCUUUUCCACUGAUGAGAGAACGACGACAAGAGUAUGGCGCCACAAGAACGAACGGUACGACAGCAGGCAUGUUGUUGGAACCCGAAGAAGUGGCCGAGUUACUGCCGGGUAUUUGGAUGGAUACACUCAGGUGGUGUCGAGCUUGGCAAGAGACGUCACCUCCAUGACAUCCCUGACCGGAGCAGAGCAGGGGUAA